Trichoderma atroviride IMI 206040 is the source of this 1461-nucleotide messenger RNA. RefSeq lists its product as uncharacterized. Gene Ontology annotation, cellular component: CCR4-NOT core complex; CCR4-NOT complex; P-body. Lineage: Eukaryota; Fungi; Ascomycota; Sordariomycetes; Hypocreales; Hypocreaceae. Gene Ontology annotation, molecular function: poly(A)-specific ribonuclease activity; nucleic acid binding. The record is from RefSeq and is a predicted model, not a curated record.
CCGCCACAGCUCCGAGGGUUCGGCGGCGGACCCGGCGUCGGCGCGCCUUUCCACCAGCCUGGGUUCCCUUCUCACGGCCAGCCGCAGGGAGGGCCUCUGGGGGCCAACCAAUAUCUCAAUGCCAACGCCCAACUGAAUCCCUUCACGCCGAACAACAUCAACUCCUUCAACGCUGCUGCCCUCAAUGGCGCCGGCGGCUUCCCAGACACGGGCUUUGGCAGCCAGAGCGCAAGGAUGGGGUUUGCGCAUGGGCCGGGCGCCGCUGCUCUACAACAGCAGCAGCAACAGCAGCAGCACGGUGGCCAAAUGCAGCACAAUUCCUUGAUGGACCAUCCCACAAUGCGGCCGCAGCCAUCAAAUAAGGGCAGGAUACGCGAAGUCUGGAAACAUAACCUGGAAGAGGAGAUGGCUGUGCUGAGAGAUAUUAUUGACAAAUACCCCUACAUUGCUAUGGACACGGAGUUUCCUGGUGUCGUAUCAAGACCUAUGGGUGGUUUCAGAGGAAAGAGCGACUAUCAUUACCAGUGUCUACGAACAAACGUCGACAUGUUGAAAGUUAUCCAGAUCGGCAUCACAUUAUUCAACGAGGACGGUGAGACGCCACCGGCGCGGCCUGGCCCGGAGCUGGGACUCAGUGCAGCAACAAGGCGGCAUAUUGGGCAAGGACCAUUCCCUUACUCAUGGCAGUUCAACUUCAAAUUCUCUUUACAAGACGACAUGUACAAUGAGAAAUCGAUUGAAUCUCUUCAGCAGGCUGGCAUCGACUUCAAGGCCCUCGAGCAAAACGGUAUUGACCCCCACCAGUUCGCCUCCCUAUUAAUACCGUCCGGCCUGGUAUGUUUCGAUAACGUCCGGUGGAUAUCCUUCCACGGCGGCUACGACUUUGGCUACCUCACAAAGCUGCUCAUCUGCAUGCCCCUUCCAAACGACGAGAUCGACUUUGACCACAAGAUGAAGCUGUAUUUCCCCAUGACGUACGAUGUAAAGCAUCUGAUGAAGUAUGCCAUCAAGCUUCACAACUCAGGGAUGCUUACUCCCAGCGAUCCUGGUACCACUGAAAUCUUGCAAAAAUUCGAGCACAAGUCUGGCCUGGAGAAUAUUGCAGAGACUUUGAAGGUUAAGCGAAUCGGGUCUGCUCACCAGGCUGGUUCAGACUCUCUCCUUACUGGCAAGGUGUUUUUCCAGAUGCGCGACCGCAUCUUCAACGGCGAGAUUCCCGAUGAUCAUCUCGGCAAAGUCUGGGGACUUGGCAUCCCUGAUGUCGGAUUGCCCAUGUCGAUGAUGGGCCAGGGCGACCAGAACGGAAACACUCCCAGCACUCCGAAUACGGGCCCUGCGCAUCUUGUGACAACCCCGGCCCAACAGGGCCAUAAUACAAACGGCCUGCCUACAAUGGGAGGACCGAUGACACCUGGAGGCGGAGGCGGCGUCUUUGGUAGCUUUGCAUUUGGAGGAAACAGC